Messenger RNA from Uncinocarpus reesii 1704, 951 nucleotides. RefSeq lists its product as uncharacterized. The coding region runs from base 1 to 951 and encodes 316 amino acids. The record is from RefSeq and is a predicted model, not a curated record. Gene Ontology annotation, cellular component: small-subunit processome; nucleolus. NCBI's taxonomy places the organism in Eukaryota, Fungi, Ascomycota, Eurotiomycetes, Onygenales, Onygenaceae. Gene Ontology annotation, molecular function: small ribosomal subunit rRNA binding. The transcript is spliced from 3 exons.
AUGAGAGCAAAGCGAUCGAAAAAGUAUCGCAAGCUAAUGCACCAAUAUGAGACUACCUUUGGCUUCCGUGAGCCCUAUCAAGUCUUAGUUGAUUCGCACUUCUUACAAUCCGUGUAUGCCUUCAAGAUGGAUCUACUACCAGCCCUGGAACGCACAGUACAAGGAAAAGUAAAACCUUUUAUUACAAAAUGCUCCCUUGCUGCAGUGAUGGCUGCCUCGACAUCCUCCUCCCAUUCUUCUUCUUCCACUCCGCAAUCGAGGCCGCCACCGCAGAGACGACCUGCUCAACUUCCUCCGCCGACAGUUCUUCCCCUCCGUUACUGCUCCCAUAACGAAGAUGACACACCAAUCGACGAAACUGCCUGCCUACUUUCUCUACUGUCGCCUAGCCAAGACUCGAAGAAGAACAAGGAGCAUUAUAUUUUGGCUUCAGCAGACCCCGUCCCGCCGCGUGAGGAUGGAAAGCGAAAAUCUACGAAACCUCCGCCGAGAUAUAAUCUGAGAAGAGAUGCGCGGCUCAUACCGGGUGUUCCGAUAAUAUAUGUGAAGCGAUCGGUUAUGAUAUUAGAACCUAUGAGUGGGUCAUCGGAGGGAGUGCGGGAUGGUGUUGAGAGAGGGAAAUUCAAGACUGGAUUAGUUUCUACAGUAGCGAAGCGGAAGCGCGAGGAUGAUGGAGAUACAGAAACAAAACCAAAGAAAGCGAAGAAAGUGAAGGGGCCGAACCCCCUCAGCGUGAAGAAGCCGAAGAAACGGGAGGAUCCUGCGUCGCAAGAAAAGAUGGAGAAAGAAUCACCAGAGAAAGCGGUAGCCCCGGUGAAGGGCGUUGAUAAUGACCAUUCGGACAAUGAUCAUGCCGCGCCGACGAAAACAAAGAGGAAGCGGAAGCAUAAGCAUAAACCGCUUCAGGAGGGCGAAAUAAAACCUGGUGUUUUGAUAGCGGCUGAAACUUGA